This is a messenger RNA of Branchiostoma floridae (Florida lancelet), 1803 nucleotides long. Its product is annotated as acyl-CoA:lysophosphatidylglycerol acyltransferase 1-like. NCBI's taxonomy places the organism in Eukaryota, Metazoa, Chordata, Leptocardii, Amphioxiformes, Branchiostomatidae. Gene Ontology annotation, molecular function: acyltransferase activity. The transcript is spliced from 7 exons. The coding region runs from base 333 to 1472 and encodes 379 amino acids. Gene Ontology annotation, cellular component: endomembrane system. The record is from RefSeq and is a predicted model, not a curated record.
AACGCCUGUGACGUGUCCACCGUGCCCUGCACCGUGCCCGUACGGUCAGACUACAGAAUUCUGCCGCUGACGUCUCUACACUAAAAGCCUGUAAUUGAAUGAAGUCGGCAAAUCACAUUAUAAGAGGAUAGUUUCAGCUAGCGAUAGCAAAAAUUCCAUUUGCAUGGUAUUCGUCUCACUGUGAUAUAUGACAGAUAAAAGCCACAGAACCUGUUUGCCUACUGACAGCGAUCAGGUGACAGUAUACUAGUAGCAGACUACAUUUGUCACUACGCACUGGUAUAAACGAUCUUCGCCACUGUACAGACUACGGAAGGUAACCCCAAUAUGUGAUGGUACAUGUUGGCGCAGCGACACAGCUGCUGUGGCUGGUGUCACAGACCUGGUACCUGCUGAGGAUUGUCCUGCGAAUGGCGUUUGUCUUAGUAAACAACCUGUACGUGGUGCCUGCACACUUUGUGUGGAUGCUAUGCCUGCAGCCCGUGCGCAUAGCCAGACCUGAACUGUUCUGGGAGCUGGAAGGCAUGAUGAUAAAGUGGAUGUCAGCACAGAUAGGCUGGUGGGGGUACAGUGCUGGAUAUAAAGUGUAUGAGUGUGGAGAGGACAUCUCUCACACCUACAAUGACGGGGCUAUAGUGAUGGUGAACCACCAGUCCACAGCUGACGUGGCCACCCUUAUGGGAGCCCUUCAGCACAAGGGACCAGUGGUGAGGCGCAUUAUGUGGAUCAUGGACUACAUUCUCCUCUACACUAACUUCGGACUGUGUGCUUGGGUACAUGGAGACUUCUUUCUACAGCAGGGGCAGGAGUAUCGUGACACCAUGCUGAAGUCACUGAAGGAUCAUCUCAACACCAGAUAUUCCAGCAGGAACCAUCAGUGGAUCGUUCUGUUCCCGGAAGGGGGCUUUCUCAGGAAGAGAAGAGAGAGGAGUCAGAAGUACGCACGGAAGAACAACUUCCCUAUCUUACAGCACGUACUGCUUCCCAGAACGGGAGCGAUGAAAACCAUCCUGGACAAUGUUGGCCCGCCAGUGGCCCACACCAAUGGGCCACGACAGGCUAAUGGCACCCUGCACUCAAACGGUCGGCAUGUGAAGUGGAUUGUUGACAUCACUAUUGCAUAUGAGCACGGCAGACCACUGGACAUACAGACCCUAACCUCUGGAUGGAGGCCGCCAUAUCCCACCACACUGUACUACAGGCAUUUCCCAACGUCCGAGGUCCCUCGGGACGAGGCAGGCCUGACCAAGUGGCUGUACGAGCGGUUUGUGGAGAAGGAAGAACUUCUGUCCCACUUCUACUCCACGGGCCGCUUCCCUACAGGCACCUCCCGGCCAGGUGUCAGGACAACAGGUGAAGCUGUGGAGAUAACGUUCAGCCCGUGGUGGAUGCUGUCUAUCCACCUCUUCUACUUGUGUUCCACCGCUCUGCAGUGGUAUACUGUUAGCACUGUUCUAAAGCAUAUCUUGUGAUGGCAAGUUCGGGUGGUUUGAAAUUUGAAAUAAAACUUGAUCAAGAGCAAAAUGAAAGUGAAUUUACAACAGUGAUACAUGUAGAUAAGCAUACGUAUCGCACCUGUAUUUUGGAGUAUCAGCUUGCUACAAAUUCACCGCGUGGUUGCAGUCAGUUAUCUUGUGUAUAUGACAUUCUUUCCGGCAAAUAAUGUCUUGUUCCUUUCCAAUGCAUUCCUAUUUACAUGUAUCUCCAAUCCCAUUGAUGAAGCGGUACAUACAAUGUACAACGAGUUACAUAUUGUCAUGGCAUGUCUAGUCAAUGUACAAUAAAUUCACAACUUACAUCUAA